Molecule: messenger RNA, 2126 nt
Organism: Xenopus laevis (African clawed frog)
Lineage: Eukaryota; Metazoa; Chordata; Amphibia; Anura; Pipidae
Gene: ina.S
Product: internexin neuronal intermediate filament protein alpha S homeolog
Biological process (GO): postsynaptic intermediate filament cytoskeleton organization; intermediate filament organization
Cellular component (GO): postsynaptic intermediate filament cytoskeleton; intermediate filament; cytoplasm
Molecular function (GO): structural constituent of postsynaptic intermediate filament cytoskeleton; structural constituent of cytoskeleton; structural molecule activity
Source: RefSeq, marked provisional
GGCCUCAAGAUGAGUUUCGGCUCGGAUCAUUAUCUCUCCUCCUCUUACAGGAAGAUUUUUGGCGACCCUCCCCGAGCUUCAUCUGCUCGCCUGGGACCCAGCGGCUCCUCCAGAACUACCGUUGCCGGCGGCUACAGAUCCCACUCCCAGUCCCGCAGUAAUGUCCCUUCUUCUUCCUACAGGAGGGCUCCAAGGGGGGCUGGAUACUUGGCCGCAGACACAGUCGAUUUGUCGCAAACUUCAGCGGUGAAUAACGAGUAUAAGAUCAUUCGCACCAAUGAGAAGGAGCAGCUGCAGGGGUUAAAUGACAGGUUUGCCAUGUUCAUAGAGAAAGUGCAUAACCUGGAGCAGCAGAACAAGGUGCUGGAGACCGAGCUGACAGCUCUAAGGCAAAGGCAAUCAGAGCCCUCCAGGCUGGGGGAACUGUACCAACAGGAGAUGAAGGAACUCCGAGCUCAGGUGGAGGAUCUCAAUGCAGAGAAGGCUCAGAUCAUUAUAGAGAGGGACAACCUGGAAGAUGAUCUAGAGAAACUCAAAGGUAAAUAUGAGGAUGAAAUGAGAAUGAGAGAGGAGACUGAAUAUGCCCUGAAGUCGCACAAGAAGGAUGUGGAUGAUGCCACCCUGGCUCGCCUGGACCUGGAGAAGAAAGUGGAGUCUCUGUUGGACGAGAUCUCCUUCCUGAGGAAAGUCCAUGAUGAAGAGGUGACCGAGCUGAUGUCCAUGUUACAGGCUUCCCAGGUCUCAGUAGAGAUGGAGAUGCCCAAGCCCGACCUUACCUCCGCCCUCAAGGAGAUCCGCUCUCAGUACGAGUCGCUGGCGGCCAAGAACCUACAUUCGGCCGACGAAUGGUACAAAUCCAAAUUUGCCAACCUCACCGAGCAGGCGUCCCGCAGCACCGAGCUCAUCCGAGCCAACAGGGAGGAGAUGAACGACUACAGGAGGCAGCUGCAGUCAAAAACCAUUGAAACUGAAAGCCUUCGGGGCACCAAUGAGUCUCUGGAAAGGCAACUUCAGGAGAUGGAAGACAGGCACAUGGCAGAAACUGCUGGGCUCCAGGAUACCAUUAACCAGCUGGAAAAUGAACUGAGAAACACAAAGGGUGAAAUGGCUCGACACCUGCAUGAAUAUCAGGACCUCCUUAAUGUCAAAAUGGCACUGGAUAUUGAGAUAGCUGCAUACAGGAAAUUGCUGGAGGGUGAAGAAACCAGGUUCAUCACAGCAGGAAUUAGCAUGAUGCCUUCAAAUCCACACCCACCCCCAAGUUAUACUUAUCAGUCCCGGGUUCUUAGUUCUUCCUCUUCUAAGGUUACCCCUGCAGUAGAUUCCAGAAAAAAAGAGGAAACUGACGGGGUCUCCAAAAUUGGCUCUAAGCAAUCUGCUCGCAUAGGGGAAACCUAUGAGGAAAUCAUAGAGGAAACUGUUGUAUCAACUAAAAAAAAGGAUAAGCCAGAUCAAAAUGAUGAAGCUAUGGUGAAACCUUAGGAAAAUAUACUGUAUCAGUGGGGUAAUGUAAUAAAAGGUCUAUAUUUAGCACCAGCUCUAGUAACCAACAGCACAUGUUAGAUGUUGACAUUUAUUUAUUGAUUGCUGUUGGUUACUAGACGUGGCUCUAACUUUGCCACUAUUACUACAUAACACCUCACCCAUACAAUUUGCUAGGAUAGAUUUUUCACUUUAUAGUCUGUUCAUUCACCAGCAGGAAAAUUAGUGGAAGCCACAAGACAGGUCCCAAAACUAUAGUUGACAUUUAAAAAUAAUGCUGCAAUCUGCUUGGCCCCUGGCAUACUUAUCAUUCCAGUGAGAAGGAAGAUACAAACAAAAGUACUCAAAUAGGCAGCGUCGGACUCGUGGGUCAGGGCCCACUGGGGUUGCCGGCUCAGGGGUCCACACACCACCCCUGCCCCCCUGUCUUAGACCCACCCCCCUUGUGUUUACCAAUCGGGGGACAUAUGGAGUGGUUAGGAGGCAGGGCCAGCAUGUGGGCCUUGGGGGCAGGGCCAGCAUGUGGGCCUCGGUUGGCUGGGUUUUGUCUAGGGAUGCACCGAAUCCACUAUUUUGGAUUCGGCCAAACCCUGCCUCCUAACCACUCCAUAUGGCCCCCCGACUGGCCCAGUUCAAACCAGCUC